GAGCCUCCCAGUCACAGCCUCUCCAUAUACAGGGCAGGGGGAGCUUGGUAGCAGUUCGGACUGUGCGGUGCUCCCCAGCACCCACUACCUUCUGUAGCCGUGCUGGCGUCUGGCAACACCAGCGUUGAGCUCUCACAGGCCCCGCUCGUGCUGUGUGGGCAGCCCUCCACCAAAGAAGAGAUGGAGAUGGUGGACUCCGAGCGCCCGCCGGCCAAGAAGAACUGGUACGAGCGCUACGUGCUGCCCUUCUUCUCUGAGCUGCUGGGCACUGCAGCCUUCGUCUUCAUCGGCUGCAUGUCAGUUGUGGAGGACGCAGGAUCCACCGGGACGCUGCAGCCUGCGCUGGUCCACGGGUUGUCCAUUGUGCCCAUCGUUGUCAGCCUGGAAAACAUCAGUGGAAGUCAUACCAACCCUGUCGUGUCUCUGGCCAUAUGGCUGAUGGGCAAGAUGGAACACAUCAUGGUCAUCCCGUACAUUAUUGCCCAGCUCUGCGGAGGGAUCUUAGGGGCUGCCCUGACAAAGGCCGUGGCAAACAGUGCGAGCUUCGACAGCAGCCACGGAGGGGCCUUUGGUGUCAUCCAGAGAAAUGAGCAGAUCGGCGCAGCGCUGGGCAAUGAGAUCAUCACGACCACCUUCCUGUUGCUUGUGGUCUGCAUGACUGCAGUCAACGCGGAAACCAAGAGCAAUCUAGCACCUGUUAGCAUCGCCCUGACAGUCGUCAUCAACGUCAUGGUGGGGGGUUCCGUAUCCGGACCCUGCAUGAACCCUGCUCGAGCCUUUGGGCCAGCUGUGAUAGCCAACUACUGGCUCUACCACUGGGUGUACUGGGUCGGGCCUGUGAUCGGCUGCCUGAUCUGCAGCAUACUGAUGAGGUUUGUGAUUGGUGGCCGGGAGAUCCGUCUGUUCCUGAAGUAAGGCUGCACAACAACACAACACAACCCUGGCACCUCCUGCUGAGCACACUGCUGAGACACUCUGGGAUGGCACUGCCGUGCCCCGGCCGUGCACCACGUCUGUCCUGCGGGGCUGUGCCUGGCAUCUGUGAGACUGCACGGCUCCAUGCUACGGGUGCAGCAUGUGGCUGUGGCUGGCAGCUCUGUACCACUGCUGCUAGGCUGCUCUUGGGCCCCUCUGCUCCCCUGGGGGCUGUGAGAGCUACUGGUUGCUGAGCAGAGCAGGCGCUGUUACCUCCAUACGAUUGGCACAAAGCUGAGUAAAGCAACACGUGCCCCCCAGUGCUGGCACCAAUUGA
Molecule: messenger RNA, 1252 nt
Organism: Tympanuchus pallidicinctus (lesser prairie-chicken)
Lineage: Eukaryota; Metazoa; Chordata; Aves; Galliformes; Phasianidae
Gene: AQP8
Product: aquaporin 8
Exons: 6
Coding region: 181-915 (244 amino acids)
Biological process (GO): transmembrane transport
Cellular component (GO): plasma membrane
Molecular function (GO): water channel activity
Source: RefSeq, a predicted model, not a curated record